GAAAAACCGCGGGCGGGGGGCUGGAGAGACAGGUUUGUGUGUUGCGUGCAUUCAGCAGGCGGAGCCUCGAGCGCCGAGACCCGGCUGGGUAAGGCCAGAGGCCGGAGCAAUCUUAAUAUACCCACCUUGCCAUGGCUGAAAUCCCUGCUCUGUUCACCUUAAUCUGCUAAUCGGUACUUACUGUUCAACUUUUGCCAAACUGGUCUGUGCCCUGUAAAUACCAGUUGAAAUGAAAUGCACAAUGAAAACAAUGAAGAACUUGCUGAGUCAGAUUUUAGUGAAAAAGCAUUGACCUAGGAGUCAAGACCCACCUCUUCACUAAUGUGAUAUUGUGCAAGUCAUCUUACUUCUCUGCAUCUCAGUUGCCUGAUCUGUAAAAAAGGAGAUAAAAAUUCUUUACCUAUCUGAAGAUGAUGUGGAGGACCAUCUUACUACGAUAUUGUUUUCUCUUGGUUUCCUGUCUACUUACUGCUCUUGAAGCUGUGCCUAUAGACAUAGACAAGACAAAAGUAAAAAAUACUCAACCUGUGGACAGCGCAAAGAUAGAACCACCAGAUACUGGACUUUACUAUGAUGAAUAUCUUAAGCAAGUGAUUGAUGUGCUGGAAACAGAUAAUCAUUUCAGAGAAAAGCUCCAGAAAGCAGACAUAGAGGAAAUAAAGAGUGGGAGGCUAAGCAAAGAACUGGAUUUAGUAAGUCACCACGUGAGGACAAAACUUGAUGAGCUGAAAAGGCAAGAAGUGGCAAGGUUAAGAAUGCUGAUUAAAGCUAAAUUGGAUUCUCUUCAAGAUACAGGCAUAGACCACCAUGCUCUUCUAAAACAAUUUGAUCACCUAAACCACCUGAACCCUGACAAGUUUGAAUCUACAGAUUUAGAUAUGCUCAUCAAAGCGGCCACAAGUGAUCUGGAACACUAUGAUAAGACUCGACAUGAAGAAUUUAAAAAAUAUGAAAUGAUGAAGGAACAUGAAAGGAGAGAAUAUUUAAAAACACUGAAUGAAGAAAAGAGAAAAGAAGAAGAAUCUAAAUUUGAAGAAAUGAAGAAAAAGCAUGAAAAUCAUCCCAAAAUUAAUCAUCCAGGAAGCAAAGAUCAACUAAAAGAGGUAUGGGAAGAGACUGAUGGAUUGGAUCCUAAUGACUUUGACCCCAAGACAUUUUUCAAAUUACAUGAUGUCAAUAAUGAUGGCUUCCUGGAUGAACAAGAAUUAGAAGCCCUCUUUACUAAAGAGUUGGAGAAAGUAUAUGACCCCAAAAAUGAGGAGGAUGAUAUGGUAGAAAUGGAGGAGGAACGGCUUAGAAUGAGGGAACAUGUAAUGAAUGAGGUUGAUGCUAACAAAGACCGAUUAGUGACUCUGGAUGAGUUUUUGAAAGCUACAGAAAAAAAGGAAUUCUUGGAGCCAGAUAGCUGGGAGACAUUGGAUCAGCAACAGCUCUUCACAGAGGAAGAACUGAAAGAAUAUGAAAAUCUUAUCUCUUUACAAGAAAGUGAACUUAAGAAAAAGGCAGAUGAACUUCAGAGACAAAAGGAAGAGCUACAGCGCCAGCAUGACCAACUUGAGGCUCAGAAGCUGGAAUAUCAUCAGGUUGUACAGCAGAUGGAACAAAAAAAAUUACAACAAGAAAUUCCUCCAUCAGGGCCUGGUGGAGAAUUGAAGUUCCAGCCACACAUUUAAAGUCCGAAGUCUAUCAGAACUUGGAAGAAAACUGUUAAAUCAACAUCUGUGUCAUCUUUUUACCACCCUUCCUUUUUUUUCUGCUCAAUAAAUAUUUUAAAGCAUA
Molecule: messenger RNA, 1779 nt
Organism: Lontra canadensis (Northern American river otter)
Lineage: Eukaryota; Metazoa; Chordata; Mammalia; Carnivora; Mustelidae
Gene: NUCB2
Product: nucleobindin 2
Exons: 15
Coding region: 411-1673 (420 amino acids)
Cellular component (GO): extracellular exosome; endoplasmic reticulum-Golgi intermediate compartment
Molecular function (GO): calcium ion binding
Source: RefSeq, a predicted model, not a curated record